This is a messenger RNA of Alligator mississippiensis (American alligator), 8744 nucleotides long. It is a transcript of the gene LMBR1, whose product is annotated as limb development membrane protein 1. The transcript is spliced from 17 exons. The record is from RefSeq and is a predicted model, not a curated record. Gene Ontology annotation, biological process: signal transduction. Gene Ontology annotation, molecular function: transmembrane signaling receptor activity. NCBI's taxonomy places the organism in Eukaryota, Metazoa, Chordata, Crocodylia, Alligatoridae. The coding region runs from base 202 to 1668 and encodes 488 amino acids.
CAGUGCGGGCCACACCGUGGCGCAGUUGAGAGGCUGGGCCUGGCCCUCCCUCCCCCGGCCGCGCCGCACGGUGACAGACGCGCGGAGCCGGCGAGCGGGCGGGCUUUGGGGCUGCCUCCCCCGCAGCAGCUGGCCAUGGUCCCCCGGCCGGAGCCGGAGCGGCGGCCGCCAUUGCGGGCGGGGGCUGCGGGACUAUGAAGGAUGGACGCGGACGAGGUGACCAUCCGCGAGCAGAACUUCCACAGCCAAGUGCGCGAGUACACGAUCUGUUUUCUCCUGUUUGCUAUUCUGUACAUAGUUUCCUACUUCAUAAUCACAAGGUACAAAAGGAAAGCAGAUGAGCAAGAGGAUGAAGAUGCCAUUGUCAAUAGAAUUUCGCUGUUUUUGAGCACCUUCACUCUUGCAGUUUCAGCUGGUGCCGUCCUGCUUCUACCUUUCUCAAUAAUCAGCAAUGAGAUCCUGCUAUCUUUUCCACAGAACUACUAUAUACAGUGGUUAAAUGGCUCUCUAAUCCAUGGAUUGUGGAAUCUUGCUUCUCUUUUUUCCAAUCUUUGCUUGUUUGUGUUGAUGCCCUUUGCCUUCUUUUUUUUGGAAUCAGAGGGAUUUGCUGGCUUAAAAAAGGGAAUCCAAGCACGCAUUUUGGAAACAGUUGUUAUGCUUAUUCUUCUUGCACUGCUUAUCCUUGGAAUAGUUUGGGUAGCUUCAGCUCUCAUUGACAACGAUGCUGCCAGUAUGGAAUCUUUGUAUGAUCUUUGGGAAUUCUACCUCCCUUAUUUAUAUUCCUGUAUAUCACUGAUGGGCUGUUUAUUACUUCUCUUAUGCACACCAGUGGGGCUUUCACGGAUGUUUACAGUGAUGGGCCAGUUGCUGGUGAAGCCAACAAUCCUUGAAGACCUGGAUGAAGAGAUAUAUAUCAUCACCUUAGAGGAAGAAGCAAUUCAGAGGAGACUAAAUGGUUUAUCUUCUGCUGUGGAGUACAGUACAACAGAGCUGGAAUGGGAACUUGAAAAUGUGAAGAGCACAAAAACAAAGCUAGAGCGACGGAAAAAAGCUUCUGCAUGGGAGAGGAAUUUAGUGUAUCCAGCUGUUAUGAUACUGCUACUCUUUGUAACGUCCUUAUCAGUCCUCUUGGUUGCUUGCAACAUUCUUCGCCUGUUGGUCGAUGAGACUGCAAUGCCAAAGGGAUCAGGGGGGCCUGGGAUAGGAAAUGCUUCUUUAUCCACUUUUGGUUUUGUGGGAGCAGCACUUGAAAUCAUUUUGAUUUUCUAUCUUAUGGUGUCCUCUGUCGUCGGCUUCUACAGUCUUCGCUUUUUUGAAAAUUUCACUCCCAGGAAGGAUGACACGACUAUGACAAAGAUCAUUGGAAACUGUGUCUCAAUAUUAGUGCUCAGCUCUGCUUUGCCAGUGAUGUCAAGAACCCUGGGAAUUACCAGAUUUGAUCUGCUUGGAGAUUUUGGAAGAUUCAACUGGCUGGGAAAUUUCUACAUUGUGUUAUCUUAUAAUCUGCUCUUUGCUAUAAUGACGACCCUCUGUCUGGUCAGAAAGUUCACCUCUGCUGUGCGAGAAGAGCUUUUAAAGGCAUUAGGUUUGGAUAAACUUCACCUGUCAAACAAUGUAAGAGACUCAGAAACAAAGCCUGCUGCAAACGGGCAUCAGAAAACACUGUGAGGAACGAUCAUCUUCAAUCACUAGAGCUGAAAACUUCAACCUCAUGACAUUCCUGUUAUCUCAUCAACAUAUUUUUGUAUAGAUUUUACUUGUUGCUAAUUUGGGUCCAAGCUUGUCUCCCUCUGGACACUGCUUCUGAGAAAACCUCGCUACUGCUGGUUCUACAUGGGAUUGUUUUUGGUUCAUUUUGUUUACACCCCAAGCAGUUUAUGCAGGAGGUGCCUUGAAGACUGAAAACUGAAGAGGAUGAAAAGUUCCUGUUUUUGGAUGUAGUUUCAUGUUUCUAGAUGUGAUGUUCCACUACAGUGUGAAAAGCACAGUUCCUUGUGUAUGCUAUAAAUACAGUGAUAAAAAAUAACUUUGAGUCUUCAUAAUAAGGGAUGCAUUUGAAACCCAGUAUAACCCUACCUGGAAUAUUAUUUACAGUAGAUAUGCUUUUCUGCUAAGAAUAUGGUAAGAGAAAGUGAAGUAAUUUCCAGAGAUGACUGUUGCUUUCAUAUGAGAUCACUAAGUUGUUUAUAGUCUGACAUUGCGAAGCAUUUUUCAGGGGCCAGCAAUUUUAAGCUUCCUCUUCUUAGCUAUAUGUGACCGAAGACUACUUUAUUUAGUGACCAUUCGACAAUAUCUCAUCAAGUUUAGCAAACCACAAGAUAAAUGUUCACUUCAGUGUUAAAUCUGAGCUAAGAGUGCUUUGUAGAAUGCUACACAGUUACCUUACUGGUAUAGUUCUUAAUCCUACAAAUUAAGAAAAGUGUUGUGCCAUAGUGGUCAGUCGCCAUAUAGAACAACACAGAAUUUUACACGCACAGAAUUGCUUAUGUAUUCCUUUUAUUUGGAAUCUGCACAAGUAGCAGUUAGUGGUUGCUUAGUAGGCUACAAUUACACAUAGUUGUAGCCUAAAUGUUUUACUUGGAGUAAAUUUAUUUAUCUGAAUUGCAUCUUGAUAGCUGUACUGUUACGCAGAGGUACAACCCAAUAUUUCUCAACAAUCUCUACAGUCUUUAGUUUCUCUUAGUAUAUGUGUGUGCAUAUAUGCACAUAUAUGUAUGUAUAGAAAAUUAAAUGCUUUAUCCUACAGAAAAAACACAGGAAACUUAGUAAAUAAACCCUAUUUAUUCAGUCAUCUUAGUAUGAGAAUGCCAAAGGAAAUGAAUAUGAAGUCCUCCAAGCAGUGCGUGACAAACCAUAGGUUGCUAUUAAACGAUAUACUUUUGGCUAUAAACUAUACACUAUUUUUUGUUGGUGUAAAACUGAACUAUGUCCACUGAGGUCUCUGGCCUUGCACUUAAUUGAGCUGUGUCAACUAGUUUAUAUCUGGUCUGAUUCUGAAGCAAAGUAGUCUUUUCUUACAUUGGGUGUUUCUUAUCUGCUGUCUUUGUGAGAUGGUUCUGGGUUCUGGAUUUGUGCUUAAUGUAAUGCAUGUCAUAGGGGUUUUCUGGAAUACAUCAUAAGACAAACUCCAAAGAAUAUCACUUUCAUGAAUCUGCUUUUUCUGAAUUGAAAUGAGUCAUAAUGUAAAUACUACUCAAGUCGAGUCCUAGCUAUCAUAUCUCCUUUUCCUUUUUGUGAGUGUUAGUGUAAUCAAAACUAAAUUCCAGGCAUACCUAUUCCUAGGAUGGUUAUUGAUACAUUGUAUAAAAGUCUAAAGGACAGUAAAAUUGCUUGACUUUUUAAAGAUUUAGAGGUAUCUUACUAUUGCUCAGAUUUAACAGUGAGUUUUUUGGACUUCUUUCCCCACAAAGAAAAAAUCCUGGUCACAAACGGGUAUCUACAGUUAAUUCCCUUAAAAAUGAAUAUAGGUUUACAAGAAGAUUUAUCAUUAAAGGCAUUAUUGAUUUCUGCUGCCUGUUCAGAGCAGGUGGACUUAGAUGCUAGAACUGUAGUGAAGGAUAAUAGGUGCAUCUAGUGUUUUGCUUUUACAAGUUGAUAGUACUGCCAUGGUCUUACAAGUGUCUCCAGUGUCACUUGCAAACUGGUAGAUAAUGAAGUGUAGCUAGCUUUUUAUAAUGCGCAUUCCAGGUUCCUAUUAUAUUGUGAUUUAAGAUAGUUGCCAAAGUUUAAGUUAAAAUUUUUGAUUGGAAUCCACUUCAUGAAAUUCUGUCUAAAGAUGAAGUAAAAAGUUUUGUCUAAAUUUUAGAGUGAUGUCAGCAUUCACAUAGAAACUGAUCAGACAUUUUUUGAGAAGUGUUUCCUUUAUCAUAAGCUAUCCAAGAACAUUAGGAAAGAUGGAUCACAAUCCAUGCACGUGUGUGUUCCCAAAGAUGGACUGUGAUAAUUAAACGCAUUGGGUAUAGGCAGUUCCCAGGGAUAAGUACACAUGCAAGUGCCAGUUUUCUGGCAAGACUUUCUCCCUCAUCUUAGAUUUCCUCUGCCUUCCAAAACAGAAGCUGAAUUAUAUGUUGGUUGCACCUUUAAUGGGUUCUGCUAUGUAUGUUAAAGAAAUGUAUUGGAUCAGAUAGAUUACCAAAAUGUAGACAGUAUUGUAAAAGAUUUUUACAGAAGAUCAGUCUUCAAAGAAAAUUGACAUUGUCUUGUAUAGCUGCUGACAGUGUUGGCUCUAUCUAUAUUGUGACACUGUCUACAUUUAAAUGUCAGUUUAGCCCUGCAACUAGCAUUCUGUAUGCAAACCUUCUGACAUACAGUACUCCUUUCAACUGUAAAUGUGAAACCUAGGUCAUGUAUAUUUUAUGCACAUACAGUCACCUAAGUAGAAGCAGUUGGUAAUUCAUGAAUGGAUAUUGGCAAUGCAUUCCUAAUAUUUUUUGACUCGUGUAGAGUCUGAUAGUCUAUACCUUUUAUAUAGCUAAUCUUGGUGACAUCAACAUCUGCCUCACUUAUGAGGUAAAAGCAAAGAGAUGCUUCCAUCUUAAACUAGAUAUCAGAAACUUGACCAAAAAUGUACGUGAUGAUGUCUUAAAUGAGCCACCUCUUGGCUUUCUUCUGUGUUGGCAACACAGUAUUUAAUGCAAUGGCAGAACUGUAAUAUGGUGGGAUUUUUCAGUGUAAGCACAUCUUUGGUACUUAACACUUUAAGCUAUACGUUAAAUUGUUGUGAUUAUGUUACUGUACAAGUAACAGUUUUUGGAUAUGUAGAAAACUUCAUUUACCAAUUUGUAAUGUGGUGUUUAUUUUUGGUCCUGUUUCCCCCAAAUCUUUUACACAGUUGGCUGUUUUACAGUGUCAUAAGAAUUAAAGAGUUUAACAAAGAAUUAUUUCAUGCUUUGGUCCAGAAGGUUGGUAUUAAGUUUUAAAUCAUUUAGCAACUGGGGUAUUAGUCAUUCAAGCAUAUUGAAGCAGCUGGUAGUCGAAGCUAUUUAGAGUGUCUAAAGUGUGCCCAGCACUGUACAAAACACCUGAGAAACCUAGAGUCUAAAUCAAAUGGGGAAAUGACACUCUGAAUUUACUGAAUGUACAUCACAAUACACAUGGGGAAAUGGCUAAAGGUCAAACCUUCAUGGUGAAUUUUAUAUUACAUUAGUGAUUGUCCAGAUGAGUCCCUGCCACUGGUCAUAUCAGUUAUCAAUUAUUAGGUUGAUGUCUUCCACAUGGCAUUUUGGAGAACCUAGAAUAUAUAAUGUUAGUCAGUUGCUUAAAAAACCCCAACAAAACAACCCUUGUAGCCCCAGGAAUUUAAGGCCACUAGUUCUUCAUUUGUACUUGAGUUUUCUUGAAUGUUAUAAAUAUAAACGGAUAUAUUCUAGCCCAAAUUGGCAAGAAGAUUUUUCUUUGCAGAAGAAUAGUGAGGGGGUGGAUCUCUUAUGGGCCAUAAGGUCUUACUGUUAGUGUUUUAUAAAUAGCUUAUCUUAUUACACUGUACCAAGUACAAGGUUAUCAGUGAAUUCUUUCUUGUAAUGUUUCCAUGCACAAUUGAAAAUAUCUGCUUUUAAAUAUACAGUAAUUUUAUCUGUAUCGUCCUAUCGUCCAAAGAUUUUGGAAAUGUAACAUAGGCAUUCCUGGAUUUUUUUUAAAAGAAAGAAUGAUGUCUUACAGCCAUCAGAGUUAGUUACAGAGGACUUUUUGGCAAGUAAGCCAGCAUUUACAGAGACACAAACUAAUUCAUCCAUUUAAGAUUGCAGAUCACGUGCUACAGGAGGAAAUUCUGUUUUAGCAGUUGAUGUUAUCUGUGGCUCGUGAAUAUUGAAUUUACUAAAUUACUUUUGCAGUUACAUGAAUAGUAACUGAAUUCAUUUUUCAGGAAGUGUUUUCAAGUCCUGCUUUAAAGCACCACAUUUAAUAAGGAGGCUUGACUCAACAGCUGACAUCCCAUGGUGUCCUCAUGCUGGCUACACGGCAAGUCAAGGUAUCACCAGGUUAGGUCUGUCUUCAAGAAAUGUGAAUCCUUACUUUUUCCAUCCCUGCUUCCUCAGCUACCUUUUUAAGUAUGUUUCUAGCUACCAUAGGAAGCUGUGGAACUCUGUUUGUCCAUGUUGUGUCAGGGUUGCCAACUAUCCAUAAAUCUACAGACCAUCUGUUUUAAAAAAACAACACACACAACAAAACAAAACCAAAAAAAAACCCCCACCAGUAAAAAAAAAAAAAAAAACCUAAGAAACCAUGAGCUUGAUUGAAGAUCCAUCGUUUGAAUGAGGCUGGAUGCAAGUGUUUGAGUUUCGCUUAAUGUUAAAUUAAGAUUUUCCCUGAGGCUACAUGUUUAUCCCUUCACCCCCUGUAGUAAGCAGCCCUGUUUCAAUUGAACAUUGCUUACAAGUGGGGAGGCUUGUUCAGUUUAAAACACACAAUUAAAAUUUAUUUUCCCAUGUUUCUGGAUGUGGGUUUGAACCAGAUUUAGGAAGUUGGUGUUAAACCCCUAAAUUUGAACCUACCUCAAGUUACUGCCUCCAGGGCAUGGCAGAAGGGUUACCUUUACAUUAUCUAAAACGUGUCAGUAAAAAACAUUUGCAGAUUGCCAGUGGGAAAAAAAGGGGGGGAGGAAGGUCUUUGGCAACCCUAUUUGUGCAUGUCCCACUCUUCACAGUCUAAUUCAAGUGUCUUCACGUGUUUGGAGACUGUCCACCCUCCAACAGUCACUGGCAGAUACCAACUGGGAUUCUUGAACUGUGGUCGGUGAGCAGCUGGCUAAACUUCAGCGCUUCUGUUUCAGCUGCCAAACUUCAGUACAAAAGUACAUUACUUACCUACUGUAUGUUUCUGCGUGAGCAACUGCUGUUUGCCUCAGGGAUGUUAUGUGAUUGUGAAUGAGAGGGUCUCUGUAAUAACAAAUAGAUGGGCACAUUGUCACUGAGACAAUCUCUUACGUGUUUUGUGUUUAAAGUGUAAGACUAAUGUGCUUUUAGGAAGGAAUAACCAUCUUAAGGGGAGGUAAAUUAGCAUGGAAACUGACCUUCACGGCAUCUACAUACACAUUAGUUAAAACAAGUUGUGUUUUGAAACAUCCUGCAUCCAUUGAACUACUGCUGCCAGCAAUAUGAGCCGUUUCUACCCCAUUCCAUACUCAGUUGACCUUGAACAUGGAGUUUUCAUUUAGAUCGGUAAAACUCUUUUAAGUCAGAUGGUAUUUUCUUAUGGACCAGGCUUUGAGUUCUUUUGGCUGUCUUUUUCCUUUUCAUAUAUGUAAGUAUUUACCAUUUUUCCAGUUACUGACCUCUCAUCCAUUGGCUUUGCAGUCAAUAUAUAUUAUAUUUUAAUGUAUGAAUAAACAAAAUGCAAAAUAACUGACUCCAAAUAGCGUAUGAUAACAUUUGAUCUGUCAGGGUAAACUGUUAUUCUCCACUUUUGAAAAAUAUAGGUGUUUGAUUUCAACAAAAUUGUGCUGCAGAAAAUUUCACAAAUUAUCGGUAUAUUAUGUUAUAAUGUGUUUUAUAGCACAUUAGCUUGUUUUUGUUACAGGAAUCUGCAAAUUGUGAGAAAAAUGCCUAUGUAUCUUGGAAGCAAAGCUUCUAAAUUAAAAAAUAGGAAACCUCAAAUAGGAUCUUUUACACUUUGUACAUCUCUUACUGGCCUAAGCCAUUAUUCAUUGAUUGAUCUCUCUCAAUAGCCAGUUUCCAGUCAUUUUUAUCGACAAUUCUUACAUUUUUAGCUUUGACAGAAUUCUUUAUUGCAGAAUAGGAAAGCUCCAGGUAGGCAACAUGGCUGUAGUUUAAUUCAGUCACUUCGCAGUUUUAGAGGUAAGAUUUCAAGCCAAUUGGUCUUACCUGGCAUGGUUCCUGUUUCUUUGGAAAAAGAAUGAAUCUGUUUUUGGGUUGUGGAUUUGAAUUUUUAACCUGAUAAAGUAUAUGCAAACCAAAAUAGCACAUGUAAGUUUUCCUUCACCUAUGUGUGAGAGUUGAGCUAACUUCUGCAUUCCCUCAGCAGGAAAAGCCAUCCUUGAACUCCAGUGCUCUUGUCCUCACUAGACUUUUUAAGAAAGAAAUGUCUUUGUGUUGAGUGGGAGUAUGCCCAGGAUUCAGAUUGUCAUUGGCAUACUAAUCACUGUCAUCAAAAUCUACUCUCAAGUGCAGCUAGAUGACAUGGCCAGUGUGUGCUACCUUGAAUGAUACUACAAGAAGUCUAGUGUAGGUUCAACCAUGGAAUUAAAUGGACAUUUUUCUCAGGCAUAUUCAGGCUUUUCUACUGCUGUGUUGUUAACUGAGGUCUCAACUUCCAGAAAGAUUUACAUCUAUACUUCUAAGCACACAUGUAGUCACAUGGAGUUCAGUGGCAUUAGUCAUUUGUUUAAAGUAAGGCAAGGCUUUGUAAGAACAAGUUUUAGUUAACUUGAAAAUGUCUGGUAUGCAGGCACUUAUCUUGGACCACCACAAAUGUGACUGAAAAAAAAUGCUCACUGUACUAGUUAUGAAGACCUUUACUGGAUGUGACUCUGCCUCACCAAGUCCUUCUUUGAAUUAAAUUUAGGUCAUCUGAAAAUGUGUGUUGUAUACAAUUUUCAGUUAUGGCUACCUUGCAGUGUUACAAAACUAUGCGAAAACAAUUGCUUUUUUUUAGAUGGUUUGAAUUUUGGUGUAUGAAAAGGAGUGGUAGUGGGUUUUUUUCUUUAUUUGAAAUGUCACAUUUUUGUGUGUUUUGUAGCAACAUUUUUAAAAAAAUGUGUUUUCAAUAAAGUUAAACUGUGAUUAACA